Molecule: messenger RNA, 2054 nt
Organism: Porites lobata
Lineage: Eukaryota; Metazoa; Cnidaria; Anthozoa; Scleractinia; Poritidae
Source: the annotation of a GenBank genome assembly
GGUCCCGCAAACAAGGUGACAGUGGUUAUCGGAGAUUCAAUGGUAAAGCAUGUGCAGGGAAGGAAAAUUGGAAGGAGAGUUGGUCACGAGGUAGUUGUCAAGGCAUUUCCAGCAGCAACAACCGCUGAUAUGAAAUAUCAUCUGAAGCCACUGCCAAGCAACAGGUGGAAACAAAAUCAAAGAGGGGAAAAUGACGCAUUUUUUACCCUUUGCACGGCUUCAUCCUUGAUUUUGGGGGCAAGGGGGUUUGCUGUUCAAUUUUAUUCUGUCCAAGAUUGUCCAAAACUGAGACUGGCGUUACCCAAAGCAUAAUGUAUGGUAAUCAUGACUUAAAAGUUGUGGUCGCAAGGUUUUGAAGCUUAGCACUUUGAACACAAACCUGGCUUCAUCAGGCCCUAGGAUUUCACGGUAAUGAUCGUUUCCGCUACCGUGUCAUUACCGUGAUCUUAAAAUAAUAGAACCCAAAAAUAGUUUCCCAGUGACCUGUCCUGAUAUAUUCAGACUGACGGAUGAAAAUACACAAAUAAAGUAUUUUCCAGUCAGAUUCUUAACCAGUACAGCAAUUCUUUAUGACUCAGCUUGUGUACAAACGAAAUUUUAAAAAGAACGUUACCGUUUUUCUAUUCCGCCAUCUUGACUCAUUCCCAAAAUGCACUGCAUGUUACUGAUGACUCACGCGUGAAAGAUAUGUUACAGUUAACAGCAGCGAUUGUUAUGGCUUCCAGUACCAAGAAAAAAAAUGUACAACUCCAAAAGUUUAAAAACAAUUAGAAUGUAGUCUUUUAGUGACAAUUUCACUGUGAAACUGAUGAUGAGGCCAGAAUCUCUUUACAAAAAGACAAGAUCUGUAGCCAACAUUUCAAGUGAGUAUACUUCUUUAGUUCGAUUGAAGAGGAGUGUGGAGUUUUGAUACUUUAGUGCACACAUUUAACACUUAAAUUGUCCUGACAUUUUAAAAAUAGACAUUGAAGUUUUUAGCAAAUAAUAGUACAAACUGAUGUUCUUUAAUUUUAAAGUAUGUUUAACAACAUGUUUCUGUACAUUAAAAGAAAUAAAAGUGCGUUCCCAUGAAUUUUCCCGGAACUAAAAAAUUGUUACCGAUAGUUUCUCAUGAUCUCUGGGCACAGAACUAAAAAAUGGUUAUCCAUGGGAUUUGAAAUCCUAGGGCUUGCUUCAUCAUGAAUAAGCCAAAGAGAGAUUGCAAAAAUGUUACUAAUGGCGUUCAAUAUAUGUUUUUUGUGUAUUCCAUUUGUGGAAAAAAUAGAAUGCAUGAAUACAUGACACUAUUGAUGUCAUAAUAGUAACAUACUUCUUUCACAAAACUGGCUCUUUUUUCACUACGAAAAUUCUUGUGUAGUGAUUGCGCAAACUGCAUCGGUUGAUAUUUCUACUGACUCAAAGCUACAAAAACUGUUUGCCAGAAUAUAACGAUGGAGCUGACCUCUCAGUACACAUCGAAUGGUUUGAGCGAAAGCUCCAAUAAAAACUUAGAAACAGCCUAAGUGUGAAGCGUUUACUUACUGACUAAUAGCAAAGCAGAUCUCCGUAUUUUCCCUGACAGAAAGUCGUUUGCAGAUGCUGUUUAUGAAGAAGUUAGAAACUGUGAGGGACCGAAAGCAAAAAUUGUCCAGUGGUCAUGCUGCCAAGAAAGUCAUAAGAAGGGAGGUGGAAAGUACUUUCACAUGGCUAUAAACUUAAACUUUAUUAAGAUGUGGCUGCCCAUUCAGAACUAUUUAAAGAACAGAUGGAGAGCCUUUACGUUCACUUUUCUAACCGGCACAUUAAUUAUUACACUGCUUGGUUGUACACAACCAAAGAAGACAGAAACUACAUUCAGUCUCCUGAUCAUCGUGACUUGGCCAACUCUGGUCCACAGAGAACUACAUCAGCACGUCAAGCUCGCAAAAAACGAAGUGUACCAGCCAUCACAAGUGGCCACAAUGAAGAAUCUUCCAGUCCCGCAAGCAGAGAAGAAAGCAAGGGUCAAGAAAACAAAAGAGAUGAAGGCAGGUGGGCCAGCAAAGCAGUUAAGCGAAAGCAUUCUGGGUAUUUAA